UUUUGUCCACUCCCUCCUCAUUCCCACAAACAAUUUCCCCUUUCUUUCUUUCUUUCUUUCUUCUGAUGCCGGCAUCAUUUGUAAACCCUAUUUUCCCCUGUAUAUUUCGUUUAAUUCAUCGCUAAGUUCUGUGAAUUAUUAAUCAGCAAAAUUGAAGUAGGAUUGGUAACCGAGGUGGUAUUACUCCGAAGAUAUAUGCUUGCUGGAACCUGGAUGUCUUUACACUCUGUGACUGAUUAGGUGGGCUUUGUUUUAUUUACUCGGCAAAAAAUGGAUCGCUGUGAUACUUCUGGAUUCGUCAGUGGGGGGUGCAGUGACCUGUAUUGAGAACUUCUAACUUAGUUUUGUUCAUCUUUCUAUCUAACCCCUGGAAAUAAGACAGUCUGCUAUUGUGUAAAUAUAUAUAGUGUAGAUUUAGUUCACAAUUGGUAUAUUCGGUGAAACAGUUUAUGGAUACAAACAAUAAUGGGUUCCAGAAUUUGGGUUACCUUGCUAACUCUGUGUCAAAUGCAUUUGGAAAUUUGGGCAAAGCUAUCCAAGGCGGAGGAAUUGCAACUAGUUUCCAUACAGACACUGUUUUGCGGCUUGACUCUCCAAGUGCUUCCGUCCCUUAUUUUGUCACAUAUAAGAGGAAAUGGAAUGUGAGUGAUGGACCCAUGGGCCGAGAAGAUGGUUCUUCGUUUUUUCUUGGUCUAGGUCGUUCACCAAGUUCCUCAGACAGCAAGGGUAGUUCUGCAACUGCUUGUACAACUAUCUCCUCUGCGAAAGAAAAUGAAGAGGAGUCUUCCAUGGAUCUUAAUUUGGAUUUUGAUCUGCAUCUUGGCAAUGAGAAGUCUUCCAGCCCAAGGAAACCUUUCAGCUCAACUCUGAAGACUUCCAAAGCGAAACCCAAGUUUGGUCUUGAAUUAAGUCUCUCUACGGGGCUCACCGAAUCUGAUGUUACCUCUGUUACUUUGGGCUCUAUCCCACAUCUGAGUAACUCUGAAACACCCUUAAUGAUCAGUAAAACCCCACAUGUGGAAGAAGGGUCAAUGUCUUCCAGCUGGAAACUACCACAUGCAAUGGCUCCGUUGCAUAAUUUUCAAAACACAGAAGCCAUAUGUAACCAAAUAUCCUGCAAAAGCAGUCCAGAAUCAGUAGUCCCUGACAUCUAUUCCACCAUGGUUACCACACCAAACAGCUCAGUUACUUGCACUUCGGGGCUUGCUCAGCUGAUGCAGCAACGCGGAGGAGCCAAUUCAAAAAUCUGUCAGUUCAGGGGAUGUGGAAAAGGAGCUAGAGGCGCUUCCGGUCUCUGUAUUGCUCAUGGUGGUGGGCGUAGAUGUCAGAAAGCUGGGUGUCACAAGGGAGCUGAAGGCCGGACAGUGUACUGUAAGGCUCAUGGCGGUGGCCGCCGGUGCCAAUAUUUAGGGUGCACGAAGAGUGCUGAAGGCAGGACCGAUUUCUGCAUAGCACAUGGUGGUGGUAGACGAUGCAGUAACGACAGUUGCACCCGAGCUGCAAGAGGGAAAUCUGGUCUUUGCAUUAGGCAUGGAGGUGGUAAGAGGUGCCAGAAGGACAAUUGCACAAAAAGUGCUGAAGGUUUCUCUGGCCUUUGUAUCUCUCAUGGGGGUGGCAGGCGAUGCCAAUUUCCAGACUGCUCAAAAGGGGCACAAGGAAGCACAUUAUUCUGCAAAGCUCACGGUGGGGGGAAAAGGUGCACAAUUCCAGGCUGUACAAAAGGUGCGGAAGGGAGCACACCGCUCUGUAAGGGCCACGGGGGUGGAAAAAGGUGUGCAUUUCAAGGUGGUGGAACAUGCCCUAAGAGUGUUCAUGGUGGUACUCUUUACUGUGUAGCUCAUGGAGGCGGGAAAAGAUGUGCGCUACCAGAAUGCACCAAGAGUGCAAGGGGACGAACUGAUUUUUGCGUUCGUCAUGGAGGUGGUAAAAGGUGCAAGUUUGAUGGAUGUGCGAAGAGUGCACAAGGAAGCACAGAUUUCUGCAAGGCCCAUGGUGGAGGUAAAAGAUGCUCGUGGGGCCAGGCAGGAUCAGAAUUUGGUAGACAAGCUCCCGCUCCAUGUGAUCGAUUUGCGAGGGGGAAGACUGGACUAUGUGCUGCUCAUAAUGCGUUGGUGCAAGACCAACGUGUCCAUGGCGGUGGAACAUUGGGGCCUACUGCAUCAGGUUCAAAAUGUAACACGCAUGAGAAGAUGAAAGACAUUAUUACUAUUGAAGACAUGAAUACUGAAAUCAGUAGCAUGGGAAGUGUUGGAAGCACAUUUUUUGACUGGAAUGGCUUUGAUCCAAAAGGUUUUGUAAACCCGGGUGUUUCUUUACAGGUACAGUCAAGGGGCGUACCAGGUCCAGAAGGUAGAGUCCAUGGAGGUGGGCUGAUGGCAAUGCUGGCUAGUGGGAGGAAUCAGGCUCCAGGUGGCCCUUCAGAGCAAGGGAGUUCUGUGAUACCUCACAAUUGGAUGUAAUCAAUACUUCACAUAAGUCCUUUUUUUCUUUUUCUUGUGUUUGAUUUGGUAUUGUGUAAGUGAUUCUUCCCGCUUUGUUUCCUUGUGCUUAGUCUGUUAUCUAGCUUGGCAUUUUAGAGAUGGGGAAAAAAAUAAUGUUUUCUUGGAUGGGUUAGAAUGAGAAGGAAUCGUAUGGACAAUACACCCUUGAGGGUGGAAACUGGCUGGGGCUGGUACAGUUUUCGCUGUGUGUUUAUGGGGUUUCUCCAAUUGUAAAUAUAAAUAUUUAGUUUCUCGUGAAUAUCUGGUUUUAGAUUACUGAUCAGUGUGGUUAAUAAAGCUGGUCAGUGUGGUUAAUAGUCCA
Papaver somniferum (opium poppy) is the source of this 2802-nucleotide messenger RNA. RefSeq lists its product as uncharacterized. The coding region runs from base 450 to 2459 and encodes 669 amino acids. The record is from RefSeq and is a predicted model, not a curated record. The transcript is spliced from 2 exons. Lineage: Eukaryota; Viridiplantae; Streptophyta; Magnoliopsida; Ranunculales; Papaveraceae.